This is a messenger RNA of Gamsiella multidivaricata, 812 nucleotides long. RefSeq lists its product as uncharacterized. NCBI's taxonomy places the organism in Eukaryota, Fungi, Mortierellomycota, Mortierellomycetes, Mortierellales, Mortierellaceae. The record is from RefSeq and is a predicted model, not a curated record. The coding region runs from base 111 to 785 and encodes 224 amino acids. The transcript is spliced from 2 exons.
CCCAAGUGCCGUCCCAAGCAUUAGUUAUAAAUACUCCUCUUUUUUUUGUAUUUUUUUUAUUUUUUUUGUUCACAUCUCACAAUCGAUCUGAAGCACCAACCUUUCUUGAAAUGCUGCUAAAGAAAUUUACUCUCCUGGCUGCUUUUGUGGUUACAGUUUGCAGUGGUGCUGUUCUUCCUAAUGUUACAGCAUUAGAAAAACGUCCAGACGAUGUUUCAGUCCAAGCUGUUGAUUUCUCUAUCUGCGGUGCUGCAAUUGGAAAAGCUGCAGUUGAAUUACUCAAGUUUUCCUGGAACACUGGACAAGCUCAUCUAAAGGGAAACGCAGAAGCUUGCAUCAACAUGCUUCGGGGAUCAAGCCAAUGUUCAUCUGUGAAAAAAAGAAGUGGAAAAGCGAGUGCUGGAGAUGAUGUUGUAUCAAGAUGCUUCUGCGCAUAUUCAGUUGGUACCGCCAUAAACGUUGAAAACUUUCUUGGAGAAGGGAGUCAAGCCACUCAAGCAAUGCUCAAUACAAUUACUGGUGGAUAUUUUACAGGCGCCAACAAUUUGGAAUUCGACUGUGGUGAUAAGCGUAUGUUUACAAGUAUUGUUGUGAGUUGUGCAAGUGACUCAGUGCAGGAUCGCGUCGAUCAGUGUAAGGGAGGCACUUAUUCACCAAACAGUCAACUUGUCGAAAAAGCUAGAACGACAGUGCAUUUGACAAAACCAGAUACACCAGCACCAUGCGAGAUUCGUCCUCCGUACUGUAAUCGCACUCCUUCAAAUAAUAACACAAUAGCUAAUUAAGAGGAGAUGAAAAUCCUAAGUAGGGGG